Molecule: messenger RNA, 1398 nt
Organism: Dracunculus medinensis (Guinea worm)
Lineage: Eukaryota; Metazoa; Nematoda; Chromadorea; Rhabditida; Dracunculidae
Source: the annotation of a GenBank genome assembly
UUGACUGAAAAUCAAACUAAUAAACGUCGUGCAGUCGAAACUUAUGCAUUGUUGGGUGCAUCAAAGGGUGAAUUUAUAUGUCUGAAGCAGUGCAAAAGGAUAUCAUGGAGCAAGGAACGAGCGAAAAUGCUAUGUGAAUUGAAAUCGUUAAACCAUGAAAACUUAACGAAUUUUCUUGGAAUUUGCCAUAAUGAAACUGAUCGAUUUUAUACAAUUUAUACGCUCGUUGAACGGGCAUCUUUAGAAGAUUUUAUUUUUGAUCAAGAUUUUAAUAUGGAUGCAACUUUUAAAUCUGCUUUUAUUAAAGAUAUCAUUAAGGGACUGUUGUAUUUACAUAAAUCACCGAUUGGCUAUCAUGGCAUGUUAUCAUUAAAAACAUGUCUUAUUGAUUCAAAUUGGGUUCUUAAAAUGACUUGUUUUGGAAUUUCGACGUUAUUUUAUGAACUUAUCAAAGAUGAAUAUCUAAAAACAAUGGAAAUUAUAUCUCAUAAAUAUUAUAUAAAUAUAGCACCUGAAUUACUGGAAGGUGUGCAAAUUGGUCGAAUGUAUCCACCUGGCACACCCAGCGGUGAUAUUUAUAGUUUUGGAAUGGCACUGUUUUCAAUUAUUUAUCGCUGUGAACCUUUUGAAAAAACAAGAUUGGCAAUGAAAGGUAAUCUCGUUGAUCAAAUGAUAAAAAUGAACGAAAAAUAUGCGCAGAAUUUAGAACGAAUUGUUGCUGAACGAACAUCAUUAUUAAUUGAAGCACAAGAGCAGACCGACCGACUUCUUUGCGAAAUGUUACCUCCAACGAUUGCUGCACAGUUAAAAAGUGGUUUGCCUGUAAUCCCGCGAAAUUACGAUUCUGUCACCGUCGCUUUUUGUCAAAUUGUUGAUUUCUCUCUUCUGAUGGCUAAAUGCACACCUGAUCAGGUAAUAUCAUUUUUGAAUGAUGUUUUCACUCGAUUUGAUAUCAUUAUAAAUCGUCAUGAUGCAUACAAAGUUGAAACCACUGGUGAAACAUAUAUGGUAGCGUCAGGAGUACCAAAUGAGAAUCAAGGUCGUCACAUAUUUGAAGUUGCUGAAAUUGCGCUUGAAAUUCGACAAGUAUAUUUUUAUUUUACUAUGCAUACUGAAUGGAAUCUUCGCGUGCGAAUCGGUUUUCAUUGUGGUCCUAUAGCUGCUGGUGUAAUUGGCUUACGAUCACCACGUUAUUGUCUUUUUGGCGACACUGUAAAUUUUGCAUCUCGGAUGCAAAGUAAUUGUCAACCAAAUCAAAUUCAAAUGGCAGAAACAACAGCAAAAAUUUUAAUGAACUCAACAAAAUACCAGUUAACAAAAAGAGGAAUUGUUCACGUGAAAGGAAAAGGUUUCACUCAACUAGUUAUAACAAUUUGUGAGACGCAGGAUAUUAAUUAA